Solanum lycopersicum (tomato) is the source of this 2580-nucleotide messenger RNA. NCBI's taxonomy places the organism in Eukaryota, Viridiplantae, Streptophyta, Magnoliopsida, Solanales, Solanaceae. The record is from RefSeq and is a predicted model, not a curated record.
GAGAAAUCGUUGCAAAAAAUGGAAGAAAGAGCUGCUUUGGCUAAGAUAACUCACUGAAUCAUGAGGAUUUCCUGCAAUAUGUCAAGUAUAUUUCUCACUGGACUUGAGCACUCUUGGCCUUGUUCUUCGGAUUUUGCACAGAAAUAGAUAGCAUUACCAGCACUCUAUCUCUGAGGGAUCCUGGGAUUUUAUCAUCUCCAGGAGGCGUCUUGAAGUUGGGAUUUUUCAGUCCUCUAAACAGCUCUAACAGGUAUGUUGGUAUUUGGUACAAUUUUUCUGAAACAAUUGUCAUUUGGGUGGCUAAUAGGGACAAACCUUUAAGAGAUUCUUCUGGGGUUGUGAAGAUUUCUGGUGAUGGAAAUGUCGUCGUUAUGAAUGGGGAGGAGGAGAUUCUUUGGUCAUCAAAUGUUUCAACCUCUCAGGUAAACUCAAUUGCCCUUCUCCAAGAUUCUGGGAACUUUGUUCUUGUAGAUCAUCUGAAUAAUGGGAGCACAAUAUGGCAGAGUUUUGAACAUCCUUCUGAUUCAAUUGUCCCUAAAAUGAGUAUAAGUGAAAACACAAGGACAGGGGAGAGGGUAGAAGUAAAAUCUUGGAGAAGCCCUUGGGAUCCUAAUUUCGGAAACUUUUCUCUAGGAAUGAAUUCUGGAUUCAUUCCUCAGGUGUAUAUCUGGAAAGGUAGUCAGCCCUAUUGGCGAAGUGGUCAAUGGAAUGGCCAGAUCUUUAUCGGAGUGCAGGAUAUGUAUUCUGUGUCGUCUGAUGGAUUCAAUGUAGUGAACAAUCGGGAAGGUACUGUAUAUCUUACUGGCCCUGGUGAUUUUGAUUUCUUAACGAAAUUUGUCUUGGAUUGGAAAGGGAACUUGGUUCAAUCAUAUUGGGAUGCGAAUGAGACGACCUGGAAGAUAAUAUGGUCAGCUCCCAAUAACGAUUGUGAAGUUUAUGGAAUGUGUGGUCCAUUUGGUAGCUGCAAUCAUUUGGAGUCGCCGAUUUGUUCUUGUCUGAAAGGUUUCGAGCCAAAGCACAGGGAAGAAUGGGAAAAGGGGAAUUGGGUUAGUGGUUGUCUUAGGAGGAAAGCUUUGCAAUGUGAAGUAAGGAAUAACUCAGGGGAUUCAAGUAAAGAAGACGGAUUUCUAAAGAUAGGGUCAAUAAAAUUGCCUGAUUUUUCAGAAAGGUCAUCGACUAGAGAAGACCAGUGUAGAAGCCAAUGUUUGGGAAAUUGUUCCUGCAUAGCGUAUGCAUAUGACUCAGGUAUUGGCUGUAUGUCGUGGAAUAACAACUUGAUUGAUAUUCAGCAGUUCCAAAGCAGGGGGGAAGAUCUCUAUAUUCGCAUGGCACAUUCAGAGCUUGAUCAUCAUAAAGACAUAAAGAAAAUUGUAAUUCCAGUAAUCCUUGGUUUUCUUACACUCUGUGUUUGUCUGUUCCUUUGUUGUACAAGAAUGGCCAGACGUAGAGGAGUAAAAAGGAAGAAGAUAAAUUUACUUGGUGACAGAAGUGCAGUUCAUAUGGAAGAGUUACCAGUCUUCAGCCUCGAUACACUUGCAAAUGCAACAUCCCAGUUCCAUGAGGAUAAGAAGCUUGGUCAGGGUGGUUUUGGUCCAGUUUACAUGGGAAAAUUGGAAGAUGGGAAAGAAAUAGCAGUCAAGAAGCUUUCAAAAGCCUCGGGACAAGGGCUGGAGGAGUUCAUGAAUGAAGUGUUGGUGAUCUCUAAAGUCCAACAUAGAAACCUUGUUAGACUCUUGGGAUGUUGCGUUGAUAAAGAGGAGAAGAUGUUGAUUUAUGAAUAUAUGCCCAAGAAAAGCUUGGAUGUGUUUCUCUUUGAUGAAGGACACCGAGGCAUUUUGGAUUGGAGAAAAUGUUCCACUAUAAUCGAAGGGGUUGGUCGAGGACUCCUUUAUCUUCACAGAGAUUCAAGAUUGAAGAUAAUUCAUAGAGAUCUGAAGCCAAGUAACAUUUUGCUCGAUAAUGACUUCAAUCCAAAGAUUUCAGAUUUUGGCAUGGCUAGGAUUUUCGGGUCUGACCAAGAUCAAGCAGACACAAGGAGAGUAGUUGGUACUUAUGGAUACAUGGCUCCAGAAUAUGCAAUGAAAGGAAGAUUCUCUGAGAAAUCCGACGUCUUCAGCUUUGGAGUUCUAGUGUUAGAGAUCAUCAGUGGCCGAAAAAGUACAAGUUCUUGGAAUGAGACAUCCUCUUUUAGCCUUUUCGGAUAUGCAUGGAUGUUAUGGAAAGAACAAGAUUUAUCAACUUUUAUCGAUCCAUUCAUAUUGAAUCCGAGCUCAGAAAUGGAGAUAAAAAAAUGCAUACAGAUUGGUUUACUAUGCGUUCAAGAAUUUGCUGAAGACAGGCCAAGUAUUUCAUCAGUUCUUGCUAUGCUUACCAGUGAAACUACAAGUAUUCCUACACCAUCACAACCUGCUUUUACUGAAAGACAUGAUUGUAUCUUCAAAAUGUGCAAUGAAACUAAUUGUACUUUGAACAAUAUCAGUAUCACAAACAUAACUGGUAGAUGAAAUCAUCUUUUUAAAGAUAUGCAUAAUUAUCAUUGUACGAUCCAUCCGUCUCAAUUUGUAUGAUAUCUUUGUCAUU